UGAUUCACUAUCGAUCACUUGGGAAAGACGGAGGAUAGAUUUCCGUGUGGAAGAGAAACGCGAUGUCUACGUCUCUCGGGCGCGCUUUUUUUUGUUGUUGUUGUUGGAUUGACAAUUUCGCCACGGGCUUCCGCACAACAUCCGUGCAAUACCAAAACUAGGUGGUCCAUUGGACUGGUGCACCGGGAAGAACAGUUUGGGAGCAGACUUGCCUAAGCCGUGACUUUGUUUUUCGCUACUUUGGCGGGGCGGACGGGCUCGCAGUCCGUAAAAGUAUUAGCCUAGAUACGAAUAAACGCAAAUACGCAUCAAGGGAGUGAGGCGUGAAAGAUCGACACCCGAAGUCCAUUUACACGCUGUUGGCGCACGUCCUCUAGUCUCUCCCGUGGAGUACUUGAGUCGCUCACUAUCGCGACCUGGAUGGAAGGGUAUGGGGAAAGCAGGAUUUUACUACCCCGGGGCUGACUGCCUCUUCCACCCGUCUCCAUUACUUUGUCUGCUGCUUCUGGGCACCCUUUCCUUCUUGGGUCACAUCGGGGAGAGCCAGGUGCAGACCCUGCAGUGCCGCAUCCACAAAUGCACCACUGACUUCGUGUCGCUCACCUCACACCUGAGCCCUUCGCUGGAUGGCUUCGACGUGGAGUUCUGCAAGGCCCUGCGCGCCUACUCGGGUUGUACACAGCGCACCUCCAAGAGUUGCCGGGGUAACCUGGUCUUCCACUCAGCCAUGCUGGGGAUCAGCGACCUUAUGAUCCAGAGGAACUGCUCCAAGGACGGCCCCACUUCCUCCACACAUCCUGCGGUCCCCAUCGAGCCCUGCAACUACCACAGCCGCCACCACCACCCGGCGGCCCUGCCCGGCACAGGGGCAGCCCGAGACUCUGAGCCUCAGCGUCCCACCUUCCUUUUCUGCGGCCUGUUUGGGGACCCACACCUGAGGACUUUUAAGGAUCAGUUCCAGACCUGUAAGGUGGAGGGCGCAUGGCCCCUUAUCGAUAACAAUUACCUGUCCGUGCAGGUAACCAACGUGCCGGUGGUGCUAGGAUCAAUCGCCACGGCAACCGACAAGAUCACCAUAAUAUUCAAACCGUAUCAGGAGUGCACAGAACAGAAGGUGUACCAGGCUGUGACGGAUGACCUGCCGGCGGCAUUCGUGGACGGCACGGUCAUGGGCGGUGACAGCGAGACACGCAGCCUCCUGAUUGUGGAGCGGACGGCGGGCCGUGAGGUGGAGCUCCACGCCGCCUACAUAGGUGUCACCAUCAUUGUGCGGCAGCUGGGCCGCUACCUGACGCUGGCCGUGCGCGUGCCUGAGGAGGUCGCCAUGGCCUUCGAUGAGACACAGGACCUGCAGCUGUGCAUGAACGGCUGCCCCACCUCUGAGCGCAUCGACGAGGAGGGGCACCUGCGCUUGCCUGUGCUUGGCCUCCAGCAGGGCGGCGCUCAUGUGCAAGCCAGGCCUGGGACGGUGGCCGUGGCAGCGGCGCAGAAGGGGGCCUUCACACCGGAGAGCGCCUCCAGCAAAUGCCGCGAGAAGUUGGAGGUUAAGGACAUCUAUUUCUACUCGUGCGUGUUUGACCUCCUCACCACCGGGGAUGCGAACUUCACCUCGGCCGCCUACAACGCCCUGAAGGAUGUGGAGGUGCUGCACCCUAAACGGGAGCGCUGGCACAUUUUCCCUCGCUCCAGAGCAGGGCCAGGACCGGCGGCGAUCUUCAGCACACUCCUCGCAUGCAUACUGGCCACCGCGCUGUCAUAGUCCACCUGGCCAAGACUGUUUCAGCAGAAAUGAGGAAAAUGAAAAAUCAGGAAAGUGGGGAAGAGACUUCAUAAACAAUCCGAACUUUACUUGUAUAUACUGUGUACAUUGAGGACACAGGAGGCGUUGCUUUCUAUGACUGUAAAUGUUGUGCACAUGCCAUUUUCAGGAGAGCUGGAGUUAGAGGUUUUUUUACGUGUAUGCUUUUUUAUGUGAUUUGGUUUUGUUGUCCUCAGGAGAGGACGUUUUGAGGGAAGCACUUUAUUUUUUAUGUUGCGACUACAGAACAGUGUUCUAUAGAACCAGAACCCAGUGAUCUUGGAUAGUUCAUUUUGAUUCCCGCAAGCGCUUUUUUAUAUCUCCUUUGUGCGUGUCUGUAUGUAGAUAGGACUCACCUCACCAUAUAACUCCUCAGAACAGUGUGACAGUAGGUUAUUUCAAAGGUGCACUUGCCCUAGUAUUGUGAUUCAUGUUUGACGACCUGGAAUUGGUAUCUGUUUAGAAGUCAUUUCUCAUUUGUAGUCUAGAACUCGAUAUGGUUGUUAACUUUUGUGUAGAUUAAAAAAUGAAGAAUUCAGACAAAACCCCAGCUUUAUUGUCAUUGCUCCUUGGCUCACUACUAAUGUACAGCCUUUUCUUUACUUAAGUGCUGCCAGACAAGCUUGGCCAUCACUUAAGUAUAACAGUAAGGUAUCUUUUUUUGUCCUCCAACCAAAGAUGUUCUAUGUCAUUUUGCUCUCUCAGCAUAUAGCUGGCACAAAGUAUGAGUCAAUUGGAUAUUUACACUGUAGAUACCUGAGUUAGUCACAAUUGCUGUCUGAUGCACUAACUGUCCUUAAAUGCUAAGUGGGAAUUUUUAUUUUGCCAAAUAUUAUAUGGGCCAAUAUUUGGAGAACCCACAUCCAAUUUCCUAAUUAAUUCCUCAUUAACAUUAACAAUUUCAACUCUGCUAUAGUUGCAAGCUAAUACCAGACCAUUAUGUUACCUACUUUGAGGAUUCAGAUCAUUUUGAUCUUUAGGUCUUUUAAAGAGCAUCUUUAAGGACUUUUCACAUCCAGAAACUAUGGGAACUGUGCUUUAGUUGUUGCAUUACUUCCAAAUAUGUCACUGUUUUCAUUCAUGAGGUAUUCAAGUGAUCUUCCACUGAAAAAGAUGGCUGUCCUUUGAGUGUAUGUUUAACUGAUUAUACCCACAGUGCUAAAUGUCAUACUUUAUGGUGAUUGCCUUAGGGUGCAUCCAAAAAGGUAACAACCUAAAUCUUCCUUUGUACCAUAACCCUUUUAAAAUAUUUGCUACUGUAGACUCAUGUUUGUGCAUUUAUUUAAUUGCAACUACUGUCAGUGCCGCACAGCUGCUACCAUACUGUGACGAGUGUAUUAGAUUGUAUUUGGAACACUGGGAGUUUUGUCAGCAGUGAUUGGCCAAAUUCUGUAUGGGCUGUAUUGAUUGGCCAAAUCUUUGAUAGUCUGUGUUGAUUGGCUGAUUAAAUUAAAUGAUGGAGUAUUUAAAGACCAGAGCAAGGCAUCUGAGUGCAAUUAACUGCAAAGGUAAGCCUUCAUCCUGUGUUUUUGUUUUGUUUUGUUUUGUUUUGUUUUGUUUUGUUUUGUUUUGUUUUGUUUUGUUUUGUUUUGUUUUG
This is a messenger RNA of Electrophorus electricus (electric eel), 3395 nucleotides long. RefSeq names its product repulsive guidance molecule BMP co-receptor b (gene rgmb). The record is from RefSeq and is a predicted model, not a curated record. NCBI's taxonomy places the organism in Eukaryota, Metazoa, Chordata, Actinopteri, Gymnotiformes, Gymnotidae. Gene Ontology annotation, cellular component: plasma membrane. Gene Ontology annotation, biological process: BMP signaling pathway. Gene Ontology annotation, molecular function: coreceptor activity.